Molecule: messenger RNA, 1754 nt
Organism: Pan troglodytes (chimpanzee)
Lineage: Eukaryota; Metazoa; Chordata; Mammalia; Primates; Hominidae
Gene: SMTNL1
Product: smoothelin like 1
Exons: 8
Coding region: 113-1597 (494 amino acids)
Molecular function (GO): protein binding
Source: RefSeq, a predicted model, not a curated record
ACCAAAGAGCUGGGGGCUAGAGGCCACUGGGGCUUAAAGGCAGCCUGGGAGUGAGGCCACUCAGCUGGAGGAAAGAGACAGCUCCCGAGCCACAGGCAGAAGCCCCACAGAGAUGGAGCAGAAGGAAGGGAAGCCCUCUGAGGAUGGGACCACCGUCUCCCCAGCUGCGGACAACCCUGAGAUGUCAGAAGGUGGAGCCCCUGCAGAGGAGACCAAAGGCACAGCUGGAAAGGCCAUCAAUGAGGGGCCUCCCACUGAGUCAGGAAAGCAGGAAAAGGCACCAGCCGAGGAUGGCAUGUCAGCGGAACUCCAGGGGGAAGCAAAUGGAUUAGAUGAGGUCAAAGUGGAAUCUCAGAGGGAGGCUGGUGGGAAAGAGGAUGCUGAGGCUGAACUUAAAAAGGAGGAUGGUGAGAAGGAAGAGACCACUGUGGGUUCUCAGGAGAUGACUGGCAGGAAAGAAGAGACCAAAUCUGAACCCAAAGAGGCUGAGGAAAAGGAGAGCACGCUGGCCUCUGAGAAGCAGAAGGCUGAGGAGAAAGAGGCCAAACCCGAAUCUGGGCAGAAAGCCGAUGCCAAUGACAGAGACAAGCCUGAACCUAAGGCAACAGUUGAGGAGGAGGAGGCCAAGACAUCCUCUCAGGAGGAGACAGGCCAGAGGAAAGAGUGCAGCACUGAACCCAAGGAGAAGGCUACUGAUGAAGAGGCCAAGGCUGAAUCGCGGAAGGCUGUUGUGGAGGAUGAGGCUAAGGCUGAACCCAAGGAGCCCGAUGGGAAAGAGGAGGCCAAACAUGGUGCAAAAGAGGAGGCUGAUGCAAAAGAGGAGGUGGAGGAGGCGGAGGAGGCAGAGCCAGGCAGUCCCAGCGAAGAGCAGGAGCAGGACGUGGAAAAAGAGCCAGAGGGAGGGGCAGGGGUGAUUCCCAGCUCCCCAGAGGAGUGGCCUGAGAGCCCCACUGGGGAGGGGCACAACCUCAGCACAGAUGGGCUGGGUCCAGACUCUGUAGCUUCCGGACAGACCAGUCCUUCAGCCAGUGAGUCUUCACCCAGCGACGUGCCCCAGAGUCCCCCUGAGUCCCCUCCCUCAGGGGAGAAGAAGGAGAAGGCACCAGAGCGCAGGGUAUCAGCCCCUGCUCGGCCCCGGGGGCCCCGGGCACAGAACCGCAAAGCCAUCGUGGACAAGUUUGGCGGGGCAGCUUCCGGCCCCACGGCCUUGUUCCGGAACACUAAGGCAGCCGGGGCAGCCAUUGGUGGUGUCAAGAACAUGCUGUUGGAAUGGUGCCGAGCCAUGACAAAAAAAUACGAGCACGUGGACAUCCAGAACUUCUCCUCGAGCUGGAGCAGUGGUAUGGCCUUCUGUGCCCUCAUCCACAAGUUCUUCCCUGACGCCUUUGACUACGCAGAGCUGGAUCCCGCAAAGCGCCGGCACAACUUCACCCUGGCCUUCUCCACAGCAGAGAAACUGGCUGACUGUGCUCAGCUGCUGGACGUGGAUGACAUGGUGCGGUUGGCUGUGCCCGACUCCAAGUGCGUCUACACAUACAUCCAGGAACUGUACCGCAGCCUCGUGCAGAAAGGACUGGUGAAGACCAAGAAGAAGUGAGGAGGUGACUGGUUCUGUGGGCAGAGAUGGGCAGGGUGCCCAGCUCACCAGCCACGGCCCGGGGGCUCCCUUCUGCUCCAUGGAGGCACCAGAGCCAGGGGCUUAGGCAAGGGUGUGUGGCGUUGGUUUUAACUGCAUUAAAAGUACUUUUGUAAAA